Messenger RNA from Musca domestica (house fly), 792 nucleotides. RefSeq lists its product as uncharacterized. The record is from RefSeq and is a predicted model, not a curated record. NCBI's taxonomy places the organism in Eukaryota, Metazoa, Arthropoda, Insecta, Diptera, Muscidae. The transcript is spliced from 2 exons. Bases 1 to 702 code for a protein of 233 amino acids.
AUGCGUGCCUUCAUUGUUUUAUGCUUAGUGGCUGUGGCAUGUGCCGAUAAAUUGGGUUAUAACUACCAACCCGUUGGACACUCCAGCAGUGGAUUGUCUUUUGCCCCAGGUGCUGUGGGAGGUGGUAGCGGAAGUUUAAGUGGUCCAUCCUUUUCUGCUCCUGCUGGUAGCCCCAGCCAUAAUGCUCCUGCCUACUCUGCUCCCGCAGCUGAAUUAGAAAAGGAAUUCUACACAUUCUCCGCACCUGAAGGUGAAUUCAGUGAUCCCAAUGCUGCUCAACGUGUUGCCGGUAGCUUGAAACAAGGUCUUCGUGUUAUCUUCAUCAAGGGACCCGAAAACAGCGGUGUGGAAGAUGCAGCUUUGGCUUUGGCCAAACAAGCUGCCCAACAACAAACUGCCAUCUAUGUCCUCAACAAGCAGGCGGAUCUCGGUGAUUUGGCCAAUAAACUUAACAACCUCGGCGCCAACAACAAUCAAAAACCCGAAGUUCAUUUUGUCAAAUACCGUACCCCUGAAGAUGCUGCAAAUGCCCAACGUGCCAUCCAAAGCCAAUACGAUUCAUUGGGCGGUAAAUCGCAAAACUUCAAUGGCGGUGUUGCUCCCGUUCUUAACUUUGCUUCUCAGUCAGCUUUACCGGCUGCCACAGCUCAAGUUCCCCAGAAUGCCUACUUGCCCUCAUCCGUUUUCCGUCGCCGUUUUUAAACAACGAAUCGGAGUUUGUCUAGAGAGGCUAAUUAGGUCUGAUAAUCGCAUACUUGCCAUCAUCGGUUUUCCGUCACUAAAAAUCUUAGG